AAACCAAACUCUUUGGGCCAGGGGGCGACCCCCCCCUCCCCCCGAAACACAUACACGGCACCCGGGGUCAGUCCUCAGUCUGGUUGUCCGGACGGAGGAGAUGUCCAGGAGCGACGCAGGGGACCGCUGAAGACCAGAUGAGGUUUGAGCAUGGGAGGGCUGAAGAGACAGGUGACCCUUGGAAGAAGAGCGACCAUCUGCCUCCUGAUUCUAGUUCUUCUGCAUGGAGCCGUGGGCCAGAAGAAGAAAACAGGUCGCACAAACUACAGACUGAAGGCUGACGGAGGUCAGGCCUGCAACCUCGAUGUGGUCUUCGUCCUGGAUGGCUCCGAGAGGGUGGAGAAACCUCUCUUCGAGGAGCAGAAGUUCUUUGUGUUGGGCUUCAGCACCAUGCUGAGCAAGCAGCAGGUGGACAUGACCAUGAGGGUGCGCAUGGCGGCGCUACAGCACGGCAGCUCUCAGUACGACGGCCUUCGCUUCUCCGACUGGAACGACCUGGACACGUUCCAAGGUCGAGUCAACGCCAUGGAAUAUACGGGCAGCGGUCCUCACAAUGCUUACGUGGUAAAAGAGGCCACACUGAUGCUGCUGCGGGAGACGCCACCGGACAGCACCAGGGUCCUCGUGCUGAUGACAGACGGCGGCAACCAGCCUCACAGCCCCACCUUGGUAUCUGUCGCGGCUGAAGCCAAGAGUCACGGCAUCAGGGUCUUCACCGUGGGCCUGUCGAAGGCCGGACAGCAGCUGCAGAACAACGCCAACCUGCAGGCGGCCGCCAGCACCCCGCCUCAGCAGUUCGUCCAAACGCUCCUAGACCCCCAGCUGGAGGCGAAGAUGCUCAAGGAGAUGUGGAUGGUGGCAGCUGAAGCGUGUCCGCGGGCUGAAGUGUGUCUGUGCGAGAAGGAAGGCUCUCCAGCAAGUCUGAACGAAAGACGAGGUUUCCGAAGACCGGCUGGGCUCAAAGGAUCAAGGGUGGAAUCGGGCGUGAGCGGUCGACCUGGGACUCCAGGUCUGCAGGGUCGUCCGGGACACAAAGGCAACAAGGGGGAGCGAGGCGACUGUGGUGCUCACGGGGACAAGGGUGACACGGGACCACAAGGACCUCCAGGCCUGCCUGGAGCUAAAGGUGCACAGGGUGCGACUGGAUCGUCCGGUGACCCGGGUCCAGAGGGCGCAGCGGGACCGAAAGGCGACCGAGGACAUGAUGGGGCUUUAGGACCUCCUGGGAAUGACGGGGUUGGAUUUCCAGGCACAAAGGGUGAAAAAGGAAAUGAGGGAAAACCGGGUCCUCCAGGUCCAAUUUGCACAGGUGAACCUGGAUUACAGGGUGCCCCUGGACCGAUUGGACCACCGGGGACCCCUGGACCACAAGGUGAAGGGAUUCAAGGACCAAAGGGUGACCGCGGAUAUGUGGGACCUCCUGGCUCUAGAGGGCCUCCUGGUCUGGGGCUCAAAGGCAACAAGGGAAGUCUGGGGCCCCCUGGAAUCCCAGGUCCAGCUGGUACCCCUGGUUUGGGGGUUCAGGGAGAAAAGGGUGAUGAAGGGACGGCCGGGCCUCCAGGUCCGAGAGGAGUACCGGGACUUGGCUUACCGGGGCCUAAAGGCUACCAGGGAUCUCCAGGUGAGCGAGGACCUCCUGGAGAGAGAGGUGCUGGAAUGCAGGGGCCAAAAGGUGACCAAGGUGCACCAGGAUUACCGGGAAUCCAAGGACUACCUGGAGAUGAUGGACUUCCUGGACAGAAAGGGGACAGUGGGCUGCCAGGCCUGAAAGGGUCAGACGGAGCUCCCGGUAAAGGUGUCCCCGGAGAGAAGGGAGAGCGAGGGGAACGGGGGACUCGAGGGGUGUCAGGGCAGGAGGGUCCUAUCGGGCAGAUGGGACCAAAGGGGGCACCAGGAUAUGCAGGCCCACCUGGUUCGACUGGACCACCAGGCAGGGGUCUCCCUGGCCCAAAGGGUGAACAAGGUCCACCGGGCCCAACUGGAGCUGUGGGUGAGCCAGGGCGAGGGUUAAUGGGACCAAAGGGUGAGAGGGGAUUACCAGGUCUUGCUGGAUUCCCUGGCCUUAAAGGCGAAGGAUCUCCUGGAGCACCGGGUCUUCAAGGGCCGCCUGGAGAGACUGGAGAGAUGGGCCCACAGGGAGUGGGCUUACCUGGACCAAAGGGAGACCGAGGCUCUCUUGGACCUCCUGGACCUGCUGGACCUGCUGGGAUCGGAAUCAUGGGUCCAAAGGGCGCUGCAGGACAGAUGGGCCCACCGGGUCCACAGGGUUCACCUGGAGAGGGAAUUCAAGGACAAAAGGGGGAAGCAGGAUUUCAGGGCCUCACUGGUCCACGAGGUCCUCCUGGAGUGGGACUGCAAGGUGACAAGGGAGACCGAGGAGACAGUGGUGAGAAAGGAAAAAGGGGAGACAAAGGCGAGCCUGGAGAAGUUGGGCUCCCGGGACCUCUGGGUCUUACGGGGCAGAAGGGAGAACCAGGACUGACAAGAGAAGACAUCAUCAAAAUAGUCAAGUCCAUGUGCACCUGUGGACUGACUUGCCGUCAAUCCCCCUUGGAGCUGGUCUUUGUGCUUGAGAGCUCCAGAAAUGUCCGCCCCGAAGACUUCAAAUUAGCCCAGGACUUUGUGGUGCGACUCACAGAGAGGGCGUGGGUGGACCAGGACAACACCAGGGUGGGAGCGGUCCUCUAUGGCGACUGGAUCAGAUACGAGAUGCCGUUGGGUGACAGCCGCAGCCUGCAGGAGAUCAAGACUUUGAUACGUUCGAUGUCCCACCUCGGUCAAGGCACACACACGGGAAGUGCCGUCCUGGACGCCAGUUUGAUGUUCACGGAGCAAGAGGAGGGUGUGGGGAAGGUGGCCGUCAUUGUCGCCGCUGGCGUGACGGAGCACAGCGAUCCUGUGAGUCUGGCUAGUGCAGUGGACAAACUCAAGGAGAAAAAUGUGGAGGUGUUUGUGGUCGGAGUCAUGAAGAAGAGCAACAUCGUGUACGAGGAAUUCAAGGAUGAGCUCAACCUGAUGGCUUCGGACCACAUCAGCCACCACACCUUCUUGAUCCCCGACUUCAACACGCUUCCAGUGCUUGAGGACAAACUCCUCAGUCGCAUCUGCAGCGACGGCAACAAAAUGUUCUUCAGUGGAAACCGAUACUCCAUCCCAGAUCCUGGGACCCCUGAGGUGACUCAUCAAGCACCAUCAUCACGGACCGACCCCGAGACAGCAGCCUUCCCCCGAGCCAAACCGACGCCCGGUCCCAAACCAGACACAGAAGCAGGUGCUCCCGUUAAUCCCUCAGCUGAAAACUCCAAGGAUAGAAUUCCAGUCUACGUGGUAGAACGGUUCAGACCUGAGUCCGAGCUGCAACAAAAUGCCAUGUUGACCAAGGCCAGACCCACGAUGACGGCUCCUCUUCAAAGGUCUCCCACGACGUCUCCUUCAAGCAGCGUCACAUCAGAUGCCUGCAGCCAGCCGCUGGACCCGGGCCCCUGCAGGAACUACGUGGGGAAGUGGUACUACGACAGGACGGCCAACGGAUGCGCUCAGUUUUGGUUCGGCGGAUGUCUUGGAAACCUCAACCAGUUUGAGACGGAAGCCAGCUGCACAGACGCCUGCGUCAGGUUCUGACGUGCUCACAAACGCUUGGCUACAAACACAACACACCCUGAAACUCUGGAGUCUCUCCGAGUUGCCAUCACAUGUUGUGCUUUGUCACGAGAAUGUUUAUGUUGGGUCGAGGGUCUGCACUUGUAAAUUGUAUGAAUAAAUAAAGUUAGGAUU
Messenger RNA from Synchiropus splendidus (mandarinfish), 3774 nucleotides. Its product is annotated as collagen alpha-1(XXVIII) chain-like. The transcript is spliced from 35 exons. Gene Ontology annotation, molecular function: serine-type endopeptidase inhibitor activity. The record is from RefSeq and is a predicted model, not a curated record. NCBI's taxonomy places the organism in Eukaryota, Metazoa, Chordata, Actinopteri, Syngnathiformes, Callionymidae. The coding region runs from base 151 to 3621 and encodes 1156 amino acids.